Messenger RNA from Periconia digitata, 639 nucleotides. NCBI's taxonomy places the organism in Eukaryota, Fungi, Ascomycota, Dothideomycetes, Pleosporales, Periconiaceae. The record is from the annotation of a GenBank genome assembly.
AUGGCUGCAACCAAACGUUCCCACGAGGAUGCCUCCAAUGGUCCCGUGAAGAAGCAACGGAAAGGAUUCCAGGUUGGUCCAGCCAACUUGCCCGAUGGCAUCCACAAGCGCAAAGUGCAAAAGAUCAAGAAAGACCUUAUUCACAAGGCAAAACUCAAGAAACAGUUCGCAAAACUGAAGGCGAGAGAAGGAGCCGCGCCCGAGAGAUCAGUCUACGACCGCGAAGACGACCGUGGAAACGACCGUGACCUCCAAGAUGACGAAAAAUCCCCCGAGGAGCCCGUUCCUGAACCAACGCUAGAGCCACAUCCCGAUCGUUUGCAAUUGUUGGAGGAUGAGAAAAACGCACCUGAGCCCGAACCCGAGUCAACAGACCAUGCCGGCCGAAGGCAAAGGCGACCGCGACCGCAGCCUUUCAAGAAGGAAACUGAGCUUGCCCGCGAGAAGAAAGCCGAAGCUGAGGAGCGGCAAAGGGCGCGCGAGGAAGCAGAGAAGGAGCGGGCUAGGAGGAUCGCAGAGAGGGAACGAUUCCGCAAGACAAUGGCCAAGGCACGAGGAGCUGGAACGGGCAAGAGGAAACUAGGACGCGAAAGUACCGUAUUGCUUGAGAAGGCGAAGCGGAUCAUGGGCAAAACUUGA